AUGGAUGUCGAGACCCUCAUACAGCAAUUGACCCUUGAAGAAAAGGUCCAGCUCACAGCUGGAGUCGGAUGGUGGCAUACAGCAUCAAUUGAACGUCUCUCAAUACCCCCAAUCCGCCUCUCAGACGGCCCCAACGGCGUACGAGGAACUCACUUCUUCGACAGCACCCCAUCAUCCUGCCUCCCCUGCGGCAGCGCGCUCGGCGCAACAUGGAACACUGAUCUCACCCACCGUCUUGGACAAUUACUCUCCGACGAAGCUCACGCCAAAGGUGCUCAUGUUCUUCUUGGUCCUACCGUCAAUAUCCAGAGAGGGCCGUUAGGCGGAAGAGGCUUUGAGUCGUUUUCUGAAGAUCCUUUCCUUUCGGGUAUCUUGGCGGGGCAUUAUGUGCGUGGUGUGCAAAAGAAUGGCGUUUCUGCUACGAUGAAGCAUUUCGCUUGUAAUGAUAUGGAGAGUGCGAGGAUGGCUGUUGAUGUGCAGGUUACGGAACGGGCGUUGAGAGAGGUGUAUCUUAUGCCGUUUAUGAUUGCCGUUGAGAUGGCGAGUCCGAGGGUUUUUAUGACAGCGUAUAAUAAGGUCAACGGGACGCAUGCGCCAGAUAAUCACCACUUGUUGCAAGAUAUCCUGCGCGAUGAGUGGAAGUGGGAUGGUUUGGUUGUGAGCGACUGGUUCGGCACGUACAGUACAACUGAGGCCAUCAACGCGGGGCAAGAUCUCGAGAUGCCGGGCCCUACGCGAUGGCGCGGUGAGACUCUGGUUCACGCUGUUACGUCGAACAAUGUCAAGAGGUCAACGCUGGAUGAACGCGUGAGGAAUGUCUUGAAGCUGGUCAAGCAUUCUAUCGAGAACACAAGCAUACCUCCAAACGCGCCGGAGACUCAACUUCAGAGCGAACAAAAUACCCGUCUGUUACGAGAAGCUGCUGCUGAGUCGGUGGUGUUGCUCAAGAAUGACAGGGGAGUUUUGCCUCUGGACCCUACGAAGAAAGUGGCAGUCAUUGGGCCCAAUGCCGACAUCAGCACUUAUUGCGGUGGUGGAAGUGCAAGUCUUCGAGCGUACCAUACUGUUUCUCCACUGGAGGGCAUCAAAGUUAUCGCGAAGGACGUUUCUUUCACUAAAGGACUCUACGGCCAUCGAUCACUGCCUCAAAUAGGCAAGCUGCUGAAGACGGUUGACGAACAGCGUCAAGGAUUCACUCUUCGCAUAUACAAUGACCCACCUCCGACUUCAGGACCAGAUACACGCAAAGUCCUCGAGACUAGAAUUCUUGAUGACUCAAAUAUCUGGUUUGUGGAUUAUGAGCAUCCAGCACUGGAGCAGAUUUGGUACGCUGAGAUGGAGGGUGUCUUGUCCCCAGAGAAGUCUGGAGAAUGGGACUUUGGUCUUUGUGUGCAUGGCACUGGCGAGCUAUUCAUUGAUGGUGAGCUGGUAGUCUCGAAUGUAAAGAACCAAAAGCCAGGCAGUUCAUUCCUCGGUUGCGGCACGAUCGAGAAAACAGGUAGCAAGAUGCUCGAAGGCGGCAAGUGUUACAACGUCGUCGUGCGCUGGGGCUGCGACAAGACCUCUGAUCUCAAGGUUUCUGGAGUCGUUGACUUUGGCCAAGGCGGUAUGCGUCUUGGUGGCUGCCCCAGACUUGAGCCACGACAGGCACUCCAAGACGCGGUUGAACUGGCCAAGAGCGUCGAUCAAGUUGUUCUGUGUGUUGGGACGAGUGGAGAGUGGGAGAGUGAAGGGCAGGAUCGAGCAAAUAUGUCUCUUCCUCCUGGGAGUGAUGAACUGAUCUCCGCUGUGCUACAAGCGAAUCCCAAUACAGUGGUACUUAUACAGAGUGGCACGCCUGUUUCGAUGCCGUGGGUUGAUCAGGCUAGUACCAUUGCGCAAGCGUGGUUUGGUGGUAAUGAGGCUGGUAAUGGCAUCGCAGACGUAUUGUUCGGUGCAGUCAGUCCCUCUGGCAAACUGCCAAUUACCAUGCCUAGACGCGUGGCAGAUAACCCCAGCGCCCUAAGCUUCCGAUCAGAGGGAGGUCGCGUGCUUUACGGCGAAGACGUGCAUGUCGGCUAUCGCUGGUACGACACGCUUGACAUUGAACCCUUGUUCCCUUUUGGUCAUGGGUUGUCUUAUACUACCUUUGAUCUGUCCGACGUACGGAUUGAAGAGCACGUUGCCUCUGAGAGCAGCAAGAUGACAGUAAGCGUGAACGUGACAAACAUCGGCUCGCGAUCAGGCGCUGCUGUCGUGCAAGUCUACGUUAAGCCGCCGCAUCCAACGCCGCUUACUGCCUCAGCUCUUGACACGAUCACGAGAUCCAGCAAAGAGCUCAAGGACUUUACGAAGAUACAUCUUGAAGUAGGUGCAAGUCGCGUCGCAAAGAUUGAGCUAGAUGUGCUACGUGCGACGAGUUAUUGGAGUGAGAGGGAAGACUAUUGGUGCAGUGACCCCGGGGACUACACGGUAUUGGUGGGUAUGAGCAGUAGAUGUGAGUUCCUGGAGAAGACUUUUACUGUCCGGAACGCGACGACGUGGCGUGGACUUCGGGCAUGA
Fusarium musae is the source of this 2541-nucleotide messenger RNA. RefSeq lists its product as uncharacterized. Lineage: Eukaryota; Fungi; Ascomycota; Sordariomycetes; Hypocreales; Nectriaceae. The transcript has 3 exons. The record is from RefSeq and is a predicted model, not a curated record. Gene Ontology annotation, molecular function: beta-glucosidase activity. Gene Ontology annotation, biological process: glucan catabolic process. Bases 1 to 2541 code for a protein of 846 amino acids.